Messenger RNA from Nannizzia gypsea CBS 118893, 1779 nucleotides. RefSeq names its product GPI transamidase component GPI16. Lineage: Eukaryota; Fungi; Ascomycota; Eurotiomycetes; Onygenales; Arthrodermataceae. The transcript has 2 exons. The record is from RefSeq and is a predicted model, not a curated record. Gene Ontology annotation, biological process: attachment of GPI anchor to protein. Gene Ontology annotation, cellular component: GPI-anchor transamidase complex. The coding region runs from base 1 to 1779 and encodes 592 amino acids.
AUGAUGCGCUCCCUACAUUCCCUGCUCGGGACGCUGGUGGCCUUUGCUCUUCUCGCUGCCGCCAACACCGUCGACUAUCACGAACAGCUGGUGCUUCAACCAUUGCCGCCAUCAAACCUGUUGGCAUCCUUCAACUUCCGUAGCAAUGAAUCCAGCACUGCAUUUGAGCAACAGAAUUACCGCUAUUUCCCCCGCUCUCUCGGUCAGAUUCUACAGCAUACACAUACGAAGGAACUGCAUCUACGAUUUACGACCGGACGAUGGGACGCGGAGAACUGGGGAGAACGACCCUGGCACGGUUUCAAGGAAGGGGGAACUGGAGUAGAGCUUUGGGCAUGGAUUGAAGCGCAGGACGCUGAUGCAGCUUUCAAAAAGUGGAUAUCGCUCACGCAGUCACUCUCCGGACUGUUUUGUGCGUCGAUGAAUUUUAUCGACUCGACACGGACUACCACCCCUUCACUUACGUUUACUCCAACGGGAUCUAUACCGCAUGAUGGACUACACCUUCUUCAUGGUACGCUGCCCGGCGAGGUUGUAUGCACGGAGAACUUGACACCAUUUUUGAAGCUUCUGCCGUGUAAAGGUAAAAGUGGCAUAUCGGGGUUAUUCGAUGGUCAUAAGCUCUUUGAUGCUUCAUGGCAGACUAUGUCUGUUGACGUUAGACCAGCUUGUGCGGACGAGUCCGGAGUCUGCCAUAUUGAGAUUGAGCAAACCGUUGACAUGGUACUUGACCUGGAUAGAUCAAAGCGGGCUAGAGACAACCCUAUUCCUCGUCCUGUGCCUGCAGGGGAGCUGAUUUGUGAUGAAUCCAAACCCUACCACUCCGGAGACUUUUGUUAUCCCAUAGGAGCGUCCCGAUCGCAGACAUGGAGCAUUGAAGAUGUCUUUGGACGAACAAUACCUUCCAGUUGCCCUCUUGGGAGAAAUGAUGCGCAGACUGUCUGUAUAAAGGUUCCCGAUAGCAUGGAGGUACUGCCCAGCUCAGGUGCAGCGGAAACGCGUGCAUCGGACGGGCAAUCACGCUGUUAUUCUCUACGCCCCAACCAGCCUUUCAAUCUAGUCGUCCCCGCACAGCACUCCAGUGCCAGCUCCUUGGAAACUCAAGUUGUGCACUUAGAAAGGACUAUAAUUGGUCAUGGUCAAGAGCGAGGUGGUCUCCGGUCUAUAUUAACGAACCCUUCGCAAACUGAUACUGCUAAUUUUGUCUACUUUGAAACGCUCCCCUGGUUUAUGCGCCCGUUUUUGCACACCAUGAAGACAAAGAUUAGUUAUGGGUCAGAACCUGCGGUUGAAGUACCGCUCUCAGACAUUAUCAAGGAUAUCUUUUACCGGCCUGCCAUUGACCGUCGUCGUGGCACCCAGCUAGAGCUCGUCUUGUCCGUUCCGCCAGCGUCGACAGUCACACUGGUAUACGAUUUCGAGAAGGCCAUCCUUCGGUAUACGGAAUAUCCACCAGAUGCCAACCGAGGCUUCAAUGUUGCUCCCGCCAUUGUUCGUGUUCUAAACAGGAACGAGUCGUCAAUGUCACCUCCCGUCUAUCUACGCACAACCAACCUUCUUCUCCCCCUGCCAACGCCUGACUUCAGCAUGCCAUAUAAUGUCAUCAUCCUGACAAGCACCGUCAUCGCCCUAGCGUUCGGAAACAUAUUCAAUGUUAUCAUCCGGCGGUUUGUCACUCUUGAGGAAGUACCUCGCAGGAACAUCAAAGCGCUUGUACUGGGGAGACUGGUGGCUCUUAAGAGCAAGCUAGGAAUAAAAAGUGCAGAGAAAGUAUCGUAA